CGGUGCGGUUCCGGGGGCUAAGCCGGCGGAGCGUGGCCGCCGGGAGUCCUGGAGAGGCCGGGCUCCUCGGGAUCAGGAGAGGACGGUGGUUCUAUAUGCGUGUCUUCCAGUUCAUCCCGAAUCUGCUUCCGCAGCGUGUCUCUGCCCUCUUCCUUUUUCUCUCCAUUGCGGUGCUUGCCUGGCCCUCUGGGCUGCCGGUUCCAAGCUGUUCUCAAGCCUUACCCCUUAUUCCAUCCCGGCCCGGUCUGUCUUCUUGUUGUCAGGAUCUCCUUGGGUAGCCAGAAGGUGCUGGACUCAGAUAGCCAAGUCUCUUCCUGCUUCCCAUGUCCUUGUCGCUGGAGGUGUCUGUGGGGAAGGCCACCACCAUCUACGCUGUCAACGGUACGGAGAUCCUACUGCCCUGCACCUUCUCCAGCUGCUUUGGCUUCGAGGACCUCCGCUUCUGGUGGUCCUACAAUAGCAGUGAUACUUUCAAAACUCUUAUAGAAGGGAUUGUGAAGAAUGAGAAGUCUGAUCCCAAGUUGAAGUUAAAAGAUGAUGACCGAAUCACUCUGGUGGGCACCACUAAGGAGAAGCGGAACAACAUAUCCAUUCUGCUGAGGGACCUGGAGUUCAGUGACUCGGGCAAAUACACCUGCCGAGUGAGGAACCCCAAGGAGAAGGACCUCGAGCAUCAGGCCACCAUCAUCCUCCAAGUAGUUGAUAAAUUGGAAAAAGUGGACAAUACGGUGACGCUCAUCAUCCUGAGUGUGGUGGGCGGGGUCAUCGGGCUCCUGGUCUUCAUCCUAGUGCUGAAGAAGUUCAUUGCCUUCAUCCUCAAGAAGACCCGAGAGAAGAAGAAGGAGUGUCUUGUGAGUUCCUCAGGAAACGACAACACAGAGAAUGGCUUGCCAGGCUCCAAGGCAGAAGAAAAGCCACCCACAAAAGUGUGAGGCCCUGCUUUGGGCCAAGCAGCACAGGGAGCCUUGCUUUCUGACCAUGACACUGAUGCUUGAGCCCUGUCCAUAGAACCCAUGUGCCUGAGACAUCUGCUGCUUGGCUCAAACUGUAAUCUUUCCUGGCAGGGAGAAACUGGGGUCCUGUCUGGCCUGCUCCGCCCCCUCCCCAGCCAGGCUUCCCAGGGACAAGGGCUGACAAGGGAAUGAGGCCUGUGGAAGUCAGAACAGGAAAGGAGGGGUAGGGAUGUUGUUGAGGGCUGGUCCCCCAACACCUGGAAAAUGGGGUUUUCUCAGGCUCCCCAUCCUGAGUGAACUCUUCCUUGGUUUUCCUUUUGUUUUCUCUGCAGGAGGGACUUGGGGGGUCAGUGGGGCUUGCCCGAGAUGCUGGACCCUGGAGAUGGGGUGAAGGAGGAGCCUUAUGUGGAGAAGGAAACUCUUUUGAAGGUGGGGAGUGUACUAGAGGACUCAGGAGAAGAUUUAGGGGAAGGAACUGCUGGAGAGGGCACACAGGGAGAGGCAAGCUGGGCUUUUUAAGAGACCUGGUCUCCCACAGGCCCUCAAGUGAGAAGUUUCCCUUUCUGCCUCGCUGGAGUGCCUCUGCCUUGUCCCAUCUCCCUUUUUUGCCCCCUCCUCUGUGUUUCUAAAUCCUUCCCAGCUAGGCCUUGCUGCCUUGGUCUUGAGAGAUCUUGGCCCACCUAGCCAAGGUCCUCCAGGUUGCUGAGAGGCUCGUGGAGGGGCCCCUCAAUCCUUUCUGGAGCACUGGAGUGCUACCUAUGCCUUUCUUAGCAUUUUGUCUUGGGGAAUGGGGCUGCAGAGGUGGUUAAGCCAAUGUCCUGGGCCUCUUGGCCAUUGGGAUGCCUACCCCAGGCCUCCAAUCCUGGCAGUCCCUCUCCUUGGCAUGGCAGGACCAUUGCCAUUCUAGCACUCCUGAGCCUGACUCCCCUGCUCUUUCUCUUCCCAUGAAACACCGGGGAGUGUCAUCUUGCUAGAGAGAUUGCACCCUCUUCCCUCCCACCUCCCAUGCCCUCCCAUUGGCUUGCUCUUCUUCUGGUGCCCCUCUAUCAUGCUUUUGUCCCUGUGCCCAGGAUUGUGCAUCCCCCAGCCCUGGGUUUGCCUUUGCCUCAGGACCCUCUUCCUUGGAUGAGAGAGCCCUCAGGUUUUCUAGCUGCUUCCUACUCAGUAGGCUCCCCUUGUGUUAUGAUGGGUUUUUGGAGGAGCGGGGAGAAGGGACCCACGUUUUUUUCUGCUUGCUGAAGAACUGGUUUGCAUACUCCUUGAAUGUGGGGCUGGACUGUGCCUUAGCUCCUUGAGUCCCACCUCCUGCCCUCAUUUUCUCCCACCCUUUCGAACCCAUCUUCCCUGACCUAACUGCACAAUGUGAUGUGGCAGGGGUUCCCCAGCCUUACCCUUCCCAAGGUUGUGGAGGAGGCCAUGAAGUUGUCUUGUUGGUGGCCCCUUGGCCAGGGACUGAGACCUGGAGACACCUGCCCAGUGCUUCCAUCUGGGACCCUGACAGGGAGAUAUGAGAGUGUUGGAAGUGGGGCCUCCUGAUGGGUUUGAUUGUGUGGGUCUGUGUGGGAUGGACAUGGGAGAUGUAGCAACGGAGUCUCUACCAUCUGCUCCCAUGCCCUUGUUCCCUUAUGGAUUUGCUACACUGUCCUCUGGGCACCAAGGAGGGAUGGAGAGGAGGAGCCCUUUUUCUCCCAGAGUAUAUGGGGACUGCUUCAGGGCUCCCCCUGCCCAGAUGCAGCUUCAAGCUUCUCGGGAUGGAAGUUGGAGAAGGCUGAGGAAUAGCAGCACCUGAAUGUUCUCAUGGCUGUGGCCAUGUUCCUUGGUCAAGCUGGUGGGAUCGCAAAUCUCCCCUCCGAUCUGCCUCCUAUCCUCCUGUCCUUCACCCCAAACCCAUCCUGGGCUGGGGUUCAGAAUUCCCUGGCUUUGAGAGCAGAAAAAUGAGAGAUCCCAGCCAUUCAGAAGACUUCUAGCUGCAUUUGUGCAAGACUACUUUCUUCUCCCUUCUCAGCGUCAGCAGUUGAAGAGACAGAGUGUUGUAGGGCUCCUCUUGCUCUCUUGAGAGGUCCCCAAGGCGUGUGGAACAAGAGAGGAAGAUGCCAUCCUCUUCUCUUUCCCAGUCUACUGAUACCGUAGAGACGGGCCAUGCAGCUUCUCUGUGCUCAGCUUUUGCCGUCUAUCCAAAGGGUGUAAUAAUACUUAACCUACCUCACUGGACUGUCGUGAGGCUUGGCGAGUUUUGCUUCUAAUUUUGGCUUGAAAAGCACCUGGAAAGCAGGAUUUAUAAUUGGACACAUUAUUCCAAGAUGGUCUCAUCCUCAUCUCUGUAUCUCAUCCCUACAAAACACACACACACACACACACACACACACAAACACACACACACACACACACACACUCCAGCCAUUUUUCCCCUUUGGAAUUCCUUAGUCUUUGCAAUGUUAAAAACCUUAACUCCAACUCAUGCUUAAAACUUUUUGUACAUGGCUCUUCUUUGGUGGUUUUCAAAAGAGGUGAUUGGGACUGUAGAGGAGUAUUUUGGGUUGUUACAAUGCCUUUAGCAUUUAGUGGGUAGGGACUAACAGUACUAAACUUAGUUCCCACCAUAAAGAAUGUCCUGUCCCAAUGCCAGUAUUAUGCCCAUGAAGAAAUGUUGGCAUGGAUUUGUAACAGGUUGUGUAAUUUUAUUUAUUUAUUUUUGGUACUGGGGAUCGAACUCGGGACCUUGCACUUGGGAGGCAGGUGGCAGAACCACUGAGCUAAAUAUAGGUUGUGUAAUUGACAAAGCCACUUUCCCCAAGCUGGCUCUUAGGGCAUGCCAGUCUCCAAUGGUGGUCUCUGACUGGGGAGACAGUUUCCAGAGUUGUUGCGCUAGAGAGGGGCAUUUCCAGAGUUGAUCUUUGGAGUCCUGGGCACAUGCAACUGCCCUGACAAUGACACCAGUGAGACCAAGGACAAAGUUUGAAGCGCCUUAUCCUUGACCUCAAAAUAGAAGAACUGCAUUUGAGGCUGGGGUUUUCUCCCUGUGUGGGAACUGAGCAGAAGGCAGCCAGAAUGAAUCUGUAAUUAAUGCUAGAGAGGCCUGGGAGAGGAACUAAUGGGGUGUCCAUAUAUCUUGCUGGCCAACUCUUGUGGAGCCAGGGGUGUGAGGAGGUGAGGGUGUGUUGUGUGAAGUGCAUGUGGUGUAUGCAUAUGGACAUGUGUGCCAGGUGCGGCUGUGUGAAUAUGGAGUGGAGGGAGGGCUGUAUAUGGAAGGACCAUUCAUGAUGGGGGAGAAUGCACAUUUCAGGAACCAUCUUCACUGGCUUGAGCUCUAGACUGAGGAGGACAAGAGACACAGGGGAAGACUAGCAAUGCUACAGGAUUCCAUCUUUCUGUGACUCUGUCUCACUGUUAAAGUCAACUGCCAUUGGAGGGCUGAGGGGAGGAAGGGCCAAGAGGAAGGACUUCUAGUGAGAGUCCUAUAGCUUGCUGCACCUUAUUUUGUCCCAGGUUGGAGUCCCUGCCUUUCCACCUCUCACCUGAUAUGCAGUGCUUUUGACUAUCUUAUAUAUGGUUUAUUCCUCUGGCUUGGAUGACAAUACACACAGUCAAUUUUCCUAUAUAACUUUAUAGAUCAAAUGAUACAGUGAUGGGCCUUGGGAGGCCUCAGGUCUGUGGGUGCCUCUGGGAGGUACAGAUAGGCACUCACCUAGCACUGACCUGUGUUCAAGCACAGAAUCGAUGUGUUCAAACUAUCUACAACAUAUUUUGCAUUGUAGGAUUGUAUUUAGCUUGCUCUGGAUGAAAUAAAAAUUAUGUUUAAUAA
This is a messenger RNA of Heterocephalus glaber (naked mole-rat), 4755 nucleotides long. RefSeq names its product sodium voltage-gated channel beta subunit 4 (gene Scn4b). Gene Ontology annotation, cellular component: voltage-gated sodium channel complex; plasma membrane. Gene Ontology annotation, biological process: regulation of ventricular cardiac muscle cell membrane repolarization; regulation of sodium ion transmembrane transporter activity; cardiac muscle cell action potential involved in contraction. NCBI's taxonomy places the organism in Eukaryota, Metazoa, Chordata, Mammalia, Rodentia, Bathyergidae. Gene Ontology annotation, molecular function: sodium channel regulator activity; transmembrane transporter binding. The record is from RefSeq and is a predicted model, not a curated record.